This is a messenger RNA of Brassica rapa (field mustard), 1879 nucleotides long. RefSeq names its product calmodulin-like protein 2. The record is from RefSeq and is a predicted model, not a curated record. Lineage: Eukaryota; Viridiplantae; Streptophyta; Magnoliopsida; Brassicales; Brassicaceae. Gene Ontology annotation, molecular function: calcium ion binding.
ACAAAUAUAAUAGAAGAUACACUAAUUUUUAUCAAAUCUUUAUUAUUCAAAAUUAUUAAUUCCCAUAUAUAUUUUAGCCGUAUUAGGCAAUUCAGUAAUUUUUAUUUAAGGAAAUUAUAAAGAACAUGAAUUUAUGGUUACUUUAAUAAAAAAUUUAUUAUAUAAUUAGAUGGACCAACAUAUUUCUCUAAUGAUUCUAAAAAUUAUCCUAGUGAUACACGUGGCUACAAAAAGAAGUUGUAACGUAGCUACAAAAAGAAAUCGUAAUGCUUCUCAAAUAAUAUACAGGGGAUACGUCACGUAAUCAUAGAAGAUUCACGUAAACCUUGCAUUAACGUCCCCUCUUUUACGUUCAUCAUAUUAAAAUUGAUUAGAAAUUUUAGACGCCAAAAAGUAUUAAAUGUUAAUUAUUAAUGAAAUGACUUUAAAGGUUUAAUCAGUCAUAUGAGUUUAUAUCCAAAACCAACAUGCUCACUUUAAAGGUUUAAUCAGUUAUAUGAGUUUAUAUUGGCCGUCAACAAUAUGCUCACAUUUGUAUGAUUCACAUUACUCUUUCUCUUCUUCUUAUACAUCUCUUCUGAUAACCAAUACGACUAUAAUAAACUAAACACUUGACUCCACCUCCUAUAAUAUUUUAGAACUAUAACAACGUAUGUAACCGGAGCUUCUAGCUCAGGUGGUAAGGACUCACGGCUGUGAGUUCCGCCACCUGGGUUCGAAACCCAGCUACUGGAGAAUUUACAUGCGGAUCUCCAGCGUCUGAGACCGAAGACCGUUAACGGUGAACUACAUGGUGACGUCCUAGCAGCGUCCUUGCUCAUUUCGGUUUCUAGUCUGGACCACCAUAGUGGAACCAGGAUACUCGGUUAUCAAAAAAUAUAACAACGUAUGUAUUUGUCAACAUCUCCGCGCUUACUACGUCCCUAGUUUAUAGUUAAGCUAGAGAGGAUCUCUCGAUUGGUGUCAUAAUUAGAUGAUUCAUGUCUAUUUCAAGGCAUUUAUAUAACCAUUUUUAGACCCUAAAAUUUUUGAAAAAUUGAAACGUGUGGAGUCCAUCAACGAAACCCAUUAUUCUCUCUCAUAAUUUGCUUUUCUUUUUUUAAAUUUGUGCCUUUGACAACGUCCAUCUUGCGUGAAGUUUUUUUUGUUGCAAAAAUUCACCAACUUAGACUUAAGACUCUGUUUGUUGAUCUUUAUUAUUCUUCAAAUGUGAGAUAAUUCUUUUUUGCUACAACCACCGUCAGAACUUUUGAUAAAAUGGAUCGUGCAGAACUGAGUAGAGUAUUUAAAAUGUUCGAUAAGAAUGGCGAUGGGAAAAUUGCAAAAAAUGAGCUGAGGGAUUUCUUCAAAAGUGUGGGUAUCCUUGUUCCCGAAAAUGAGAUUAAGGAGAUGAUUGAAAAGAUGGAUGUGAAUGGAGACGGUUUCAUGGAUAUAGAUGAGUUUGGGUCAUUGUAUCAAGAAAUGAUGGAAGAGAAAGAAGAAGAAGAGGACAUGAGGGAGGCAUUCAGAGUAUUCGAUCAGAACGGUGAUGGUUUCAUCACCGAUGAAGAGUUAAGGUCGGUUCUUGCAUCAAUGGGGUUGAAACAAGGAAGAACACUUGAAGGUUGCAGGAAAAUGAUUAGUAAGGUUGAUGUUGAUGGAGAUGGUAUGGUCAAUUUUAAGGAAUUUAAACAAAUGAUGAGAGGUGGUGGAUUUGCUGCUCUUAGCUCCAAUUAAACAUCUUUUCUCUUUAUUUUACUCAUAAUAAAUUUUAAUUGUUUAGAUAUUAAUACUAGUUUAUGGAAUUUUAAACAAUAAAAAGAGUGCAAGAAAGUAGAAUUAUUUGCAUUAAAUGAAAUGUCUGAUGUUGAGUAUUAUACAAUACUGUUUUCUUUGUUCA